Kalmanozyma brasiliensis GHG001 is the source of this 2187-nucleotide messenger RNA. RefSeq names its product Exocyst complex protein Exo70. The record is from RefSeq and is a predicted model, not a curated record. The transcript has a single exon. Gene Ontology annotation, molecular function: phosphatidylinositol-4,5-bisphosphate binding. Gene Ontology annotation, biological process: exocytosis. Bases 1 to 2187 code for a protein of 728 amino acids. Lineage: Eukaryota; Fungi; Basidiomycota; Ustilaginomycetes; Ustilaginales. Gene Ontology annotation, cellular component: exocyst.
AUGUCGUACGCUGGACCGAGCAGCGGUGCUUCUGUGUCGUCCACGACCCGACCUCUGCGCUCAACAAGCCCAUCUGCGUACGCUACUCAUGCAGGCUUGGGUAGUCAUGACGACACCGAAGUCGCUUUUGCAGAGCUACAGAUGCUCUCGCAGAAUCAACGAAAGCUGGCCACCCUCACAAGUCGCAUGACCACCAUCCUCUCCGGUUUCGACAAGCGCCUCAUCAAGCUGGAAGGCAGCAUCUUGCCCAUUCACAAGGGCACACAGAGGCUGGCGCGAAUGUCGGACAACAUCGAUCUCACCUUGGCCGCCCUCAACAAGACACUUGGCCACUACGAUGUCGUCCUCGAUGAACAGCCACUGCUCAAGAAAGGCGCCGACGCUAGAGACACACGACCCUACAUGGACACGAUCGACCGCGUCGUCAAGGGACUCCAAUACCUCGAACAAUCGAACCUCAAAAGCCAGGAGGGUGUCAUGAAGCGCAUGUACGACCUCAUCGAGCUGGGUUCUCGCAAUCUCUGCGGCGUCAUUUCAGACUGGGUUCGCGCUGAUUCGGAACCCAUCGACUUGGCCGAAUACAGCCGCGAUGCUCACUACCCUGUGCCUUCCGAAGAGACGCACAAUGCGAUCGUUCCCAUCCUCAACUACCUCUCGACGUUACCGAGACAUCCUCGCACGGGUUACACACCGCUCUCCGCUGGCUUUGCUGCAUAUGCCUCGGUGAGGAGCAAUUAUCUCACGCAGUGCCUGGACCCAUUAGCAGCGAGACUGCGACAGCAUGCCAUUGAAAGGAUCGGCACUGGGGCCGGCGGCUCGGGAAUGACCAUGGCCAACCACGAUGACGACGAAGAUCAUCACUCGGCCUAUCGACGCGGCGAGGCCGGUGCCGUCGAGCUGUUCGAAGCGUACUACGGCAUGCUGGACAACGAGUAUCGAAUCCUGCAGGCGGUCAUGGUCUCGGCUGAGCUGGGCGAGGAGACGCUGUUGCUGGCAUCGACCUUCUCGCAGCUGGUGUCUGCUGCCCUCGCGGCUCUCAUCGAAUCGCUCAGCUCCAUCUCAUCCCACGUCCGCCGGCAUUUGGGCACUCAUACGUCGUUCCUGCUCGAUCUCAUUGGCGCCAUGUCAGGCAUCAUCUUGACGGGUCAGUGGGAGGUGCUCGUGCGCUCGAUGGAAGACUCUCCGGAAGCACCUUUGUCCAGCAAUUUUCCGAUCAACAAGACAGAUGUUGACAUCAAUGCAGGCUUUGCACCCGCCUCGGAGCUGCUCGAGAUCUAUAGCAAGCUCAAAAACACCGCCAUCGGCAUCUUUCCACGCUUCAUCGAGGAUAUCAAGGCCAUCCCCACACGCAAAGCGGCCGAAGUUCCCAGCACCUCGGUCAACGAGAUCACCUACUUGGGGCUGCAGUUUGUUCGCCAGGUCACCGAGUACAGCGACAUUGUCUCGCCGCUGCUGCACACGCUUGGCAACGGCAAUUGGAUGAUGGCGAGUGGCGUCGCACCCGUUCUCUCGCUGGGGCUGGAUAGCGACGCGAGCAAGCAGAGCAUUGUCGGGGACUACCUGAACGAUGUCGUUGCCGUGAUCCUCACCUCGCUUGAAGCACGGUCCCGUGCCAUUCGUCAGCCAUCUACUGCGUCCGUGUUCCUGCUCAACAACAUCGGCCACCUUCGACGCUCUCUAUCGGCACCCUUACCAAGCUACCUUGGCGCAGCAGACGACGGGAGCAGUGUGUCGAUCAUCUCGCUGCACCUCGGGGAGAUGGGCGAUGAUCUGCUUGCUACGGCGUUGCGCCAAGCCAACACGGCCUACCUCGAUGCCUGGUCGCCGGUCGUCGCGCCGCUGAUGGAGGACCAGCCGCUGAACACGAACGCGCACUACCACCGCCACGCGACAUCCAAGCUCAUCGGUGUUGGCUCCGGUUCCGAGAAGAACCAGGUCAAAGACCGUUUCGCCAGGUUCUACGAAGCGCUGGAUGAUCUGGAGCGUCUCCACCGCGCAUAUCCUGUCAGCAGGGAGGACGUUGAGCUGAAGGAGAGCUUGAAGCGAGACGUCACACGACUCGUCGGUCCGAUGUACGCGAGGUUUCUCGGCAAGCACAAGGCCGGUGACUUUACCAAGAACCCGAGCAAGCAUAUUCGCAUGACGGAACAGGAGGUCGAGGACAAGAUCGCCAGCCUGUUCCGGUAG